AUGAUGCUAUAUGUGCAUGGUACUGAGUCUGUUCUUGAUGAGACGAAACUUGUGGAGAUUCUUGGUGAUCUGAUUGAUGAUUCAACCUACUCAGAUAGAAAUUUGCUGGUUCUUGCUUGUUCCUGCUGGUUUCCUGCUGCUGUACUUAUUCUUGUUGCUGCCCAUUUUCCAGUUUUCAGAAACUUAUUUUCUGUUUUAUUUAAUUCUGCUGUCAUAGCACCCACUCAAAACAAAGCAAUUGGCGUUCCAGAAUUUGAUAGUUAUUUUCGAGCUGAAUUAUCAAACUCAGUAGACGUGGAGACGCGCGAGAGGAUACUAAAGGAAGCUAUUAAUGAAGUGAAGAUCAAUAACUGUAUACUAGCUAGUAAACAACUAGAGAAAAUAAAGAGACUGAUAAAUGUUAAGGGAUGGAAAAUUCAAAGAUUAGAUGCAACAGAAGCUUUUAGGAGGAAACAGAGAAAUGCAGAGGAAGAAGCAGAUGAAAUUUGGAAGAAUAUGUGA
Nicotiana attenuata is the source of this 501-nucleotide messenger RNA. RefSeq names its product adenylate isopentenyltransferase 5, chloroplastic-like. Gene Ontology annotation, biological process: tRNA modification; cytokinin biosynthetic process. Bases 1 to 501 code for a protein of 166 amino acids. Lineage: Eukaryota; Viridiplantae; Streptophyta; Magnoliopsida; Solanales; Solanaceae. The record is from RefSeq and is a predicted model, not a curated record. Gene Ontology annotation, molecular function: tRNA dimethylallyltransferase activity. Gene Ontology annotation, cellular component: mitochondrion. The transcript is spliced from 3 exons.